Messenger RNA from Peromyscus leucopus (white-footed mouse), 1832 nucleotides. RefSeq names its product neutrophil cytosolic factor 4 (gene Ncf4). Gene Ontology annotation, biological process: phagocytosis; superoxide anion generation; respiratory burst. The transcript has 10 exons. The record is from RefSeq and is a predicted model, not a curated record. NCBI's taxonomy places the organism in Eukaryota, Metazoa, Chordata, Mammalia, Rodentia, Cricetidae. Bases 626 to 1645 code for a protein of 339 amino acids. Gene Ontology annotation, molecular function: phosphatidylinositol binding; protein binding; superoxide-generating NADPH oxidase activator activity. Gene Ontology annotation, cellular component: NADPH oxidase complex.
ACAGCAGGGGAGGAGUUGGGAGGUGAAGGCAGUUUGUAAGGAGAGCUUCAGUGUGCUUGGCAGCUCUGGGAGAGCUCAAAGCCCAGAGCACCGGGAUGAGGGCAAGAUGGGCCAUAAAUCCACCUUCACACCCAAGUAUAAUAGAGGAAGGGGAACCGAGAGUUUCUGGGCAGAAGUAGUAUCUCCGCCAGUCCUUAGGGAUGGCCGACCUUGGAAGCUUGGGCGCGGGGGCUCAGGAAAUGAGAAUGAGCAGUGAGUUCCCAGGGCCGCAGGUCUCCCUAACGGACUAGACAGAGCUGAAAGUGCUUCUCCGGUGGGUGGGGCUCGGCAGCAGAAACAGACCCUGAGGAAAUCCCCAAAGCCAGUGGCCUCACACAAGCCCAGGACCCAAGGGUAGCACUUCCUCAACUGCUGUGCAGCCAGGAAGUGCGUGAGAAGAAGUGUGGGCAGGCAGCUCAGAGUCCCAAGAAGGCACUUCAGGGAGCUGGGGAGGGAGGGACCUCCUCAAAGGCUGCUCCUGGAGACCUCCCAGAGACCGACAGGAGGAAGUGAGAGGUGAACUCAGCCUGGGCCUGGCUGGGUAAGGCCCUCCCUCACCCACCUGCUCUCCUGACUACCCACAACCAUGGCCCUGGCCCAGCAACUGCGUUCAGAGAGCGACUUUGAGCAGCUUCCCGAUGACGUGGCCAUCUCAGCCAACAUCGCUGACAUCGAGGAGAAGAGGGGCUUCACCAGCCACUUUGUUUUUGUCAUUGAGGUGAAGACGAAAGGAGGGUCCAAGUACCUCAUCUACCGGCGCUAUCGGCAGUUCCACGCCCUUCAGAGCAAGCUGGAGGAGCGGUUCGGGCCAGAGAGCAAGAGCAGCCCCUUCACCUGCAGCCUGCCCACGUUGCCAGCCAAAGUCUACAUGGGUGUGAAACAGGAGAUUGCCGAGACCCGGAUCCCCGCCCUCAACGCCUACAUGAAGAACCUUCUGAGCCUGCCGGUCUGUGUGCUGAUGGACCCCGACCUCAGGAUCUUCUUUUACCAGUCUGCCUAUGAUGCGGAGCAGGUGCCCCAGGCGCUCCGCAGGCUCCGACCGCGCACGCGCAAAAUCAAGGGUGUGUCUCCACAAGGCGCCAGCGUGGACCGUAUGGAAGCUCCAAGAGCAGAGGCCCUGUUCGACUUCACUGGGAACAGCAAACUGGAGCUAAGUUUCAAAGCUGGAGAUGUGAUCUUCCUUCUCAGUAGGAUCAACAAAGACUGGCUGGAGGGCACAGCCCAGGGAGCCACCGGCAUCUUCCCAGGCUCCUUCGUGAAGAUCCUCAAGGACUUCCCCGAGGAAGACGACACCACCAACUGGCUGCGCUGCUACUACUACGAGGACACAAUCAAAACCAUCAAGGACAUUGCAGUGGAGGAGGACCUCAACAGCACCCCCCUGUUCAAAGACCUGCUAGCGCUCAUGAGGCGUGAGUUCCAGAGAGAGGACAUUGCACUCAAUUACCAGGAUGCUGAGGGGGAUCUGAUCCGGCUGCUGUCGGAUGAGGAUGUGGGGCUCAUGGUGAGGCAGGCCCAAGGCCUCCCCUCCCAGAAGCGCCUCUUCACCUGGAAGCUACAUGUCACCCAGAAGGACAACUACAGUGUCUACAACACGGUGCCCUGAGUCAUUGUGGUCCCUGUGGCAAGGAAUGUGUGCUUAGCAAAAGGCCCACACCCUUUAAGGACAUGAGGACCUUCAGGGAGGCUGGGAUGAGAUGCAAGCCUCCUGGGCAGAGGCUGGUGUGCCCACCCGACCAGGAUUCUACUAAGUUUUGACACCUCUGAAUUCAAUAAACCAUUUUGUCUCUAAG